AUGGUGAAUGAAAAGGAUGUGUCAGGGAAUUUGCAAUGGAUGAUCAAUGUACCUGAUGGGACAACAAACGUAUUAGUCCCAGAAUCCGGGAUAGUCGAUAAGGUCUGGCUCGAGUUGAAGGGUGUGCUUGGAGGGUUGAGAUUGAAAGUAUGGAGGUUUUUACUGAAGGCAUGGGAUUUAGGAGUUGCUGAGCCCAAAAAGGCCAUCCAUGCUCUCAAAGUAGGGUUGGCUCUUUCAAUUGUGUCACUUUUUUACUAUAUGAGGUCUUUGUAUGAAAGUUUUGGAGGGAAUGCAAUGUGGACAGUUAUGACUGUUGUAGAAGUUUUUGAAUCCACUGUGGGUGCCACACUCUAUAAAAGCAUAAAUAGAGCAGCAGGAACUUUUCUUGCUGGAUCACUUGGUUUGGGUGUCCACUGGAUUGCUUAUAAGUCAGGAGAAAAGUUUGAGCCCAUAAUUAUUGGAAUCUCAGUUUUCUUCUUCGCAGCAACCUUCUCUUGAUUCAUCCCGUCUGUCAAAUCCCGAUUUGAUUAUGGUGCUCUGAUCUUCAUCCUCACCUUCAGCUUAGUUUCAGUUUCCGGAUAUCGUGUUGGUGAAUUAUCUGAGUUGGCUUACGACAGAUUGUCCACCAUUGGCAUUGGGACCUCCUUUUGCAUUCUAAUUAGCAUGCUUUAAUACCACACUUGGGCUGGUGAUGAGCUUCACAGAUUGAUCUACCGUAACCUGGAGAAACUGGCUGAUUCCUUGGAUGGACAUGUCUUGGAGUACUUCAAAGAUAAUGAAGCUGUGACUGAAGACAAUUGUCCUACAGAGGAAAUCAAAGGGUAUAAAUGUGUGCUUGAUUCAAAGGCAACAGAAGACAAUUGGGCUAAACUUGCAAGAUGGGAGCCUGCACAUGGCAGCUUCAACUUUAAACAUCAAUGGAAAAUCAAUGGAAACUACCUUAAGAUCGGGGCAUCGAUGCGUAGUUGUGCUUAUUGCAUUGAGGCUCUCAGCAGUUGCAUGGAGUCAGAAACCCAGACACCAGCUGCAAUUGGACAGCUAAAGAAGCAUCUCAGCAAUGCCUGCAAGACAACAAACAAAUAUUCUUCAGGUAUCUUGAGAGAAUUGGCAAAAACAAUUAAAACAAUGACAAAAUCAUCUGACAUGGGCUCUUUGGUUUGGGAGAUGAACAAUGCAGUGCAGGAACUUCAAAAUUCCUUGAAAUCUGUACCCAUCGGCCUCAUUGCACCGACACCAGAAGACACUGAUGAUGGCAGAGGAGAAUCCUUCAUAACACCAGUGGUGGAGGUUCUUCCAGUGACCACAUUAGUAUCUUUGCUGAUUGAAAAUGCAGCAAGAAUUAACGGAAUUGUUGAUGCAGUUAAUGAGCUAGCAGGCCAGGUAGAUAUGAAACCUGCGCCGCAAGAAAAUUCCAAGCAAUAG
Molecule: messenger RNA, 1422 nt
Organism: Prunus mume (Japanese apricot)
Lineage: Eukaryota; Viridiplantae; Streptophyta; Magnoliopsida; Rosales; Rosaceae
Source: RefSeq, a predicted model, not a curated record